Messenger RNA from Galleria mellonella (greater wax moth), 6660 nucleotides. It is a transcript of the gene Nipped-B, whose product is annotated as nipped-B protein. Bases 513 to 6470 code for a protein of 1985 amino acids. The record is from RefSeq and is a predicted model, not a curated record. Gene Ontology annotation, cellular component: Scc2-Scc4 cohesin loading complex. NCBI's taxonomy places the organism in Eukaryota, Metazoa, Arthropoda, Insecta, Lepidoptera, Pyralidae. Gene Ontology annotation, biological process: establishment of protein localization to chromatin; establishment of mitotic sister chromatid cohesion; replication-born double-strand break repair via sister chromatid exchange. The transcript has 26 exons. Gene Ontology annotation, molecular function: chromatin binding.
ACCAAAAAAAAACAGAAUUCUUGAUUGCAUAGAUGUUGAGAUUAUGUUUGAUUUGCCCUGAAUAAAUAAAUUAGAAAUAGCAUAAUGUUUUAGCGAGAAGCUAUCCGAAAAUUUAAUGUAAAUGAAAAUUUAUUUUGUUCGUGAAAAUUUUUUAUAUUGUUUUUUCGUUGGGAGUGUCACAGAUGCGCUGACCUUCGUUUUGAUGCACAACGCACAACAAAGCAUCAAAUUGACGGCUGCCCCAUUUUCACAACAAUCUCGAUAUUUGUUGUUAGUUAUUUAUUUGUCAAUUUAAUAUAAUAUGGUAAAUCGUCAACAGUUUAUUCUUCUUUAUCGCUGUGUUAUGUGUUACGUAUGUCGAAAAUAAAAUGAAAAUGGAAUCGACGACUACGCAAACAACUUUAAACGAUUCGGAAUACUGUACACCACCAAAGACUUUCUUUUCUUCUAAGAGAGUGAUAGAGGACUUGGAGAAAUAAAAUUUUACUAUUUAUAACAGAUUUACAUUCAAAAUGAACGAAAGAGAUAUUCCUAGUGUCCCUGUUACAACAUUAGCAGGUGUCGCCAGCUUGACAGACCUUUUACCAGUGUUACCACUUCCUACACCUUUACCAUCUACAUUAAACAACAAAUCUCAACUAUUUCAUCCACGUGUUGCUGAAGAAGCAGCAAUAUUGCUUGCCACCCAAGAUGAGAAUUUGGUCACAUUGUUGUUGCAGUCUCUUAUGCAAACUUCAGUCCAACAUAUUGAUCUUAAGGAUGAGACCGUAUCUAAUGCAGUUAGCCCUGCACCUCAACAAGCUACACCUGAAUUAUUGAAAGCUAUCUUACAUGUGAAACCUGAUGUAUUUGAUCAGCAACAAAGAAACCAUUGGGGCAAUCAUCUACAUACAUCAAAGUUCAAUGGGAUGUCUCCUUCUGCAUCAUAUAACUCUUAUACAGCACACAAUACUGUUCAUUCAAGUCCAUCAUCACAUGGAACAGCUGUACACUCUGCACCAAUUCCAAACCAACAACUGUUAGCACCACCAUGUCAAUCGUCUCCUCAUGUUAAUAUGGGCUCUCCACCCUCCCAAUCAAGGCCAGGCGCCCAAGUCAAUAUCACCGCUCAAAACAAUGUAUCUCCAUUGUGGAAUAAUGCUAAUUCUUCCAAUGUUUAUACAAGCCCCUUAUCAAAUAUAGCUGGCACUAAUUCACAAAAUGGGGGAUUCUACAAUAGUCUCACUCAAGAUAAUCAAAAUUUUGGCACUAACUUAUGUGAAGAGAAAGAUCCUCUUUCUAUGUCACCAACCAAUCAGUCUGAUCCUCAAAGAAUACAUAUGCAAUCUCAAGAUAAAGCAUUUGAACAAGGUCAAUCCCCAGCGCAAGCAAGUGUAGCACCAUCGCCUCUACGUUUGGAGCCGCAUGUACCACAGCCGUCGAUGGGUGCUCCGUACGCUCCGUCAUCUGGUAUUUUAGACAAACAAGAACCCACCAAAAGUAUGAAUGUAACAAAUAACAGAUACCCAGUCGUAAAAAUAGGACGAUUAUCAGAGGGAGUAUUGAAAAAACAUGAAUCCCCAAAUGAAGAAAGGUCAAGAAAAAAUAGUACACUUGAAUCUGACUCUGAUGAUAAUAUUCCACUCAAAACAAAAGGUAGCAACACUGCACCUCCUGUAGAUAAAGAAAGAGAAGCUAUAGAUAUAGCUAGAGAAAAAAACUGGGAGGCAGUUAAAAGGAAACAUGAAGAAGCCAGCAAAAAGGAAGAAGCUGAAGCUGCCAUUGUCAGACCUAAACUAAGAAAAGUGGAAAGAAGAUUGGUCCCCGUCAUAGAGAUGUUAUCAGUAGACGAACUAAUGGAGUCUAAUACGUAUCAGCGUUUUAACAAGUUAAUUGAAUCAGUAUUUGAAACGAUUGAUGAUGACGUUAUAAUAACUGAUGAAAUGGAAGGAACUGAUAUUCCUGAAGAACUGUUGCUUUCACGAUAUCAACUCCAAGAGCUGUGCUCCGAAGCAGCAAAACUAAAAAAUCUUAGUGCUAUGGAAGCAAUACCUUCUGAUAGAUUGGUGCGAUUAUUAAACAUAUUGGAAAAAAAUAUACGCGCUGCUGAGAAAAUGUCUCUUCUGGGAGAUCCUGAGGAUAGUGAAGAAAUGCGACAAAUAUGGAUUGAAUCUGCUUUAGAGAGAGUAAUGUGUGCUUCGGAUGCGUGUUUAACAUCAUUGUACAUAAUGACCUCACCUAGUAUGCCGAAGCGCGUGUUUCUCGAAGAUGUUAUAGAUAGAAUUAUUAUGUUCAUAAAAUUCCAACUCAAUAAUACAAUAUAUUGUGUAUAUGAUCCUGUGUAUAGUAUACAAACUACAUCUAAAAAGAAAGUGGACGGCCGCAAGCGGCGUGGCGGAGGCGCGGGCGGCACGGGCGCUGGCGGGGGGCGCGGGCGCGGCGGCGGCGGCGGCGGCGCGGGCCGCGCGGCGCGCGACCUCUACACGCAGGUGCACGAGUGCGUCACGCUGCUCGCCGAGCUGCUCGCCGCGCAUCACCUCACCGACACCACCGUACUGCACGCCUCCACCGUUGGUGUCUCGCCCUUUUUCGUCGAGAACGUCAGCGAGCUCCAGCUCGCCGCUUUGAAACUCGUCACUACGAUCUUUACAAAAUAUGAGCAACACCGGCGACUUUUGCUCGAAGACAUUUUAGCAUCCAUAGCGCGCAUUCCCAGUUCAAAGCACAAUCUGCGGUCCUUUCAACUGAGCUCGGACCAACAUAUACAAAUGUUGACAGCACUUGUACUUCAACUAGUUCAAUGUGUAGUCACUUUGCCAGAGACACUUUGCAAAUCUUUUGAAAAAGAUAAAGAUAAAGAACCUAAUACUGAGUCUGAUUCUAAAAAACACGUGGACAAAGAUCUAUUAAUUAUAUCCAAAUACGAAGCAGCAAUUAGUGUCGGCGGUACAUUCCUAACGUCAUUCCUGAAUAAGUGCCGGAGCCGCUCGGAGGAAGUGGACUUCAGGCCUUUGUUUGAGAACUUUGUACACGAUCUUCUUACCACCGUUAAUAAACCAGAGUGGCCUGCCACUGAGCUACUGCUGAGUCUUCUUGGAACGAUGCUGGUGAAAUACAUGUCAGAUAAAUCAAUGGAGAUGCCUGUGAGGGUGGCAUCAUUAGAGUACUUAGGUUUGGUGGCAGCGCGUUUGAGGAGAGACAGUGUCCAUUCACGUACUAAACUUGCUACUAUGGAUGCUGUAGUAAGAGACAUACGCGCAGAAGAAGAAAAGGAUGGCAAUCAAACACAGAGCGUGACAUCAGGAUUAGAUGAAGAUGAAGAAAGAACAGAAUUUCUUCAACGAGUACUGCUUGAUUAUUUGGCCAUUAAUGGACAAAAAGAUCAAGCCUGGAAUUGUGCUCGACAUUUCUACAUAACACAAUGGUACAGAGAUAUGGUAGUCCAGCCUAAAAGUUCAUCGCCCACUAAAAGACCAAAACAUAAAACAAAAAGACGCUACAAAGACGAAACUAGCGAGGAGGAAUCUGAGGCAGACGAUGACAGCGACAGUGGAGCAAAGGACUCGAAAUCAGAUAAAAAACACUGUUCCACCGCUCUAAUGUCUGCAGAGAAAUUCAAAACUGUCGAGAGGCGAAAACAUUUUUUUAUAGAGAAAAUAAGACCAUUCCGAUACCAGGGGGGCGCACAAGUUCAAGUUAUGCAGUCGUAUAUCGACUAUAGUGGGGCAGAACUGAUAUCGCAGUACUUGGCCUCGAAGAGGUCAUUCUCGCAGAGCUUCGACAGGUAUUUACGGAAAAUACUGGUGAUACUGUGCGAGAACACGAUAGCGAUACGUACAAAGGCAAUGAAGUGUCUAGCGAUGAUCGUGGAGGCGGACCCGGCAGUACUGGCGCGCCCUGACAUGCAGAUCGGCGUCAACCGCUCCUUCCUCGAUCAGUCGACGGCCGUGCGUGAGGCCGCCGUUGAUCUCGUUGGCAAGUUCGUACUCAGCCGCCCCGAUCUCAUCGACAAGUAUUACGGGAUGCUUUCAAAUAGAAUAUUGGAUACUGGUGUAUCAGUGCGGAAGAGGGUAAUUAAAAUCCUUAAAGACAUUUGUAUAGAAUGUCCUGAAUUCCCCAAGAUCCCCGAAAUUUGCGUAAAAAUGAUUAGGCGUGUGAAUGAUGAGGAAGGCAUCAGAAAGUUGGUGAUGGAAGUAUUCCAGAACAUGUGGUUCAGUCCGUGCCCAAACUCGAUCCGGCCCGGCUCCCUCGACAUGACCGCAGCUGCUGCCGAUCCACUCACUAGAAAAGUUCUUAAUAUUACAGAUGUUGUAAUAUCCUCUAGAGACAUGGGUCUUGAAUGGUUUCAGCAACUUUUGAUGAGUUUAUUUAAACCAAAGGAGGACAAAGAUGACUCCACUAAAAUAAUUUAUCAGCCGCCUAAAUCACUUCUAGUAGCGUGCCAACAAAUUGUUGACUGCCUCAUAGAAAGUUUACUUCAGCUGGAGGAAUCUAGUGCCGAAGGUUCUGGAUCUUCACAGCGUAUUUUAGCGUGCCUUUCCACUUUACAUUUAUUUGCGAAAAUUAGGCCUCAGUUGCUAGUAAAUCAUGCUCUAACAUUGCAACCGUAUCUAAGUUUGAAAUGCCAGAAUCAGUAUGAACAGCAAAUUAUGUCAACGGUGGCAUCAACUUUAGAGCUAGUAGUACCUCUGAUGGAACACCCCAGUGAAGUGUUCCUUGCUCAGUUGGAAGAAGAUGCUGUAAAGCUGAUCUUGCAACGAGGACAACUUGUGAUAGCUUCGUGUAUAGCUUGCUUAGCGGCCAUUGUAAAUAAUCUCACGCACAACUAUAAACUCAUUAGGGAUGUCUUCAAUAAAUAUCAUGGAAUUCUUCUUCAGUGGAAACACAGUUGGCAACGCAACCCAGAAAUGACCCGAACGUUAAAUACGCGACCGCACUUUCGACGUGCACUUUUCAUCGUAGGGUUACUACUGCGGUAUUUUGAUUUUACAGAAACAAAAGUUAUCGAAGGUUUACCGAGUGACAUUAAAGAACAAGUAUACACAACAUUAAUGUUCUUCGUGAAUCUCGAAGACGAAGAUUUUGUGUCACACACAUUAAAAGCGCUCGGUUCAGUUGGCGUGCGACAUUACGAAUUUAUGUUAAGGCCAGAAUUAAAGGAAUUCUAUCAUCAGUUGUUAACGUCAGACCUGGCACCUGUAGAAAUGAAAGCCGACGUCCUUAGAAAUAUAGAAAUGUACUUACAGGAGGAAGAACAAAGAAUGAUUAGACAAGAUAAAGAAUGGUCAAAACGUUCGAAACACGAAAACCUCAAGGAGAUGGGUGAUGUAUCGUCUGGCAUGGCGUCGACGGUGAUUCAACUGUACCUGAAACAAAUCCUGGGCUCAUUCCUGCACAGCAGCACAGUGGUGCGCUCCAGCGCCAUGAAGGUCGUGCAGUUGGUGUUAGCGCAGGGUCUCGUGCAUCCCGUGCAGAUUGUUCCCUAUUUAAUAUGUAUGAGUACAGACACUGAGGUGACAGUGUCACACACGGCAGAUAAACACCUCCAAGAAAUAGAUAAAAAGUACCCAGGUUUUAUUCACAUGAAGGCUCAACUUGGUAUCAGACUAUCAUAUCAGUUGCAAAAAAUAUUGCAAACAAGCACAAAGAAUGAUGUUAUACGAGGGUUCAGGAAAAAGGAACAAGACGAUUUACCAACAGCACUCAAUGGGUUUCUAUAUUCCUUGCUGCGUAACACGCGGCCGCAACGGCGAGCAUUGGUUCUGUCUCUAUUGAAACAAUUCGAUGAUGUUUCUACUGCACCCUUGGAUCAAAUGUUGUAUCUGGCAGACAACUUAAGUUAUUUCCCAUACCAAGUUCAAGAUGAACCAUUGUUUAUAAUACACCACAUUGAUAUUAUAAUUUCGACAUCGGGAUCAAAUUUACUGCAGCUUUUUCGCGAGGGAUUAAUAAAAACGACCACGGAGGAAAAGGAGCAGUUGGACGAGGAGGAGGAUGACGAGGAGGCAGAGGCGCUGGUGGCGCGACUACCGGUGUGCACGCGGCCACUUCGUGACGCCAUGCGGCAGGCACGCGGUUGCCUCUUGCUGCUCGUACUCAAACAGCACCUCAAGCAACUCUACGGCUUCACUGAUGCAAAAAUCAACCAAUACUCCCCUUCAGAGAGUGUAAAAGUAUACGAGAAAGCAAUUUCGCGACGGCACGCUCCUAUAUUCGAGCCUAAGGCUACCAUCGCGCAGCUUAAUGACGUCGAAGAUGAAGAGGAGCUCGAUGAGCGCGGUUGUCGGCGGCUCGUCGACGACUAUCUAGAGUUCAAGCAACUAAUGCUGAAAUUCGAUCCGGAAGAAGAAGAUGACGACGAUACUGCGGCCACGAACACAACGGGCACGGCGGCGACGGCGACAUCGGGCGCGACGGCGGCAGCGGGGACGACAGCAACGGCGAGCAGUGGCGAUACGACGCCGGCGCCCGCGCCGCCCGCCGGCACGUAGCGCCCGCACUAGGGCGCCGCCGCCGCCGCCGCCGCCGCUGUACAUUACCGCCGCCCGCCGGCACGAGCCGCGCCGCCGUCCGCGCCGUUUGUCUAAGUGAAUUAUAUUUGAGAAGCUCGAUUUUGUUUUUAUAUUAAAGUCUUGUGUGUAGAUAAUUUUUAUGAGGAAUAUAAAGUAUAUGUACCUACUA